Molecule: messenger RNA, 575 nt
Organism: Drosophila innubila
Lineage: Eukaryota; Metazoa; Arthropoda; Insecta; Diptera; Drosophilidae
Exons: 3
Coding region: 164-568 (134 amino acids)
Source: RefSeq, a predicted model, not a curated record
UAGCGGUAUUCUCUCACCUGUGCUCAGUCCACAAACGACAAUCGCUUCGAAUAGUCGCGCGAAUAUGUAACUUAAUAAAUUAUAACGAUUAAAAAAUAAAUUAAACUAUUCACAGAGUGGAAAUUACGAACAAAACAUCGAAUUUCGAAUAAGCAAUUAGAAAAUGGCGCAGAAUACGCGAAAUUCGGACUUGUCGCAGAUAGCGGUGAAUGCCAACAACAUUCCGGACGACAGCGUCGAUUGUGGCAUCAUCGGACUGGGCUGGUGUCGUGGCCCCGCCUGCCAAAAAUACGCCCGUCUCCGGACCCUGAUUAUAGUCCUCCUCAGUUCCGGUUUACUUCAGGGAGCUUGCGAAUUGUACUUCCGGAUCUCGGCCAAACAGGCCGCCUUCCAGUACGGCUACAAUCCUCUCCUAGUGGAUUGGCUCUUGGUCAGCAGUGGACUCUUCCAGGCUGUGUUCGCCUUGGGCUUUGCCUACUGGGCCGAUGUCUAUCACCCGAUCAAGUGGCUCGUGGGCACCCUAAUGCUCCAGUCGGUGGCCUGUGUCAUCGCCGUAAUCCCUCCAUAAUGAACUU